AUCAGCAGGAGCAGGGCCAGUCAGACUCAGAGCACAGCGAUCAUUAUCACAAACUACUGCGGGAGUCCAGCAAGAGUCACAUCACACUCGCUUAAGUCCGAUCUAACACAUCCAGAAACGGGAACGCCAGGGUCUGCAUAUCCCUGGAUAUUUGCCCUGCACGACCGCUCGGCUCCGGUGUGUCACCUGAAGCAGGACUUUGGAUAUGAUUAAGGAUCAUAAGAGUAGAUUUGUUUUCUCCGCAGUGGGACGGCUCGAUCCACCCCCGAGUCUGAUCUGAUGAUUUGAGAGGGAAGCAACGCAGCGCUGUGACUGUGCACCAUAUUCCUGCAGCUUCAGCACACAUUUCAUCUGAAUCUGCAGACGCACUCCACUGAUCGACCGCUUUUCCUUUCGAUAAAAAAAUCUCACCCGAGAUUGCGACUGACGCCAUUUUUUUUACAGCGAUAAAAACUCCGUCUGCUUGAGUUUGAAGGAUUGUAAAGUGCUUGUCACAAUCUAGUGGAUGGAUUUAACGCUACUCUCUUAGACUUCAGCAGCAGGAGCUUCAGAAAUGGUUUCACCUGGGAAAAACUCCACCUUAGUGAGAUUUAUAAGAUUCCGAGAGCAGUAGAGCCAAAAGCCAUCACAUCCCCCUCAGAUUAAACUCCGUCACCUGGACAGUGUGUCCCACUGCCCUUUUUGGGGUUUCCUGAAUCUUGAACUAAGCUUCGAGAUUGUCAAUGGAGCAAAGAGACCUUACUCGGACGGCCCAGCCAAAAGGGAACGAGGAGUUCUUCUCCACUGUUACCACCAUCAACAGAGCAGAUCUCAGUGAGGUGGGUCUCCUUGCCAGUCCAAUAAAGAGCCUCCCUUUACCUGGAGAGCAACGGGACCAUGAAGAGGACGAAGACCUCGGUCUGGGGAAGGAAAUUGAUGUCACUUCUAAUGCGGACAGUGAGAGAUGGGGGCAGGGAGAUGGGCUGGAAGAGCAGGAAUUCUCCAUCAAGGAGGCCAAUUUCUCUGAAGGCAGCUUGAAGAUGAAGAUACAAACAACCAAGAGGGCCAAAAAACCUCCUAAGAACCUGGAGAACUACAUCUGUCCCCCUGAGAUCCGCAUCACCAUCAAGCAGCCAGGAGAGCAGAAGACCGGCAAGCAUGCCAGGAGUGUCAGGGGAGGGAAGGAAGAAGAUAAAGGACCCCCCAGAAAAAGGACCUACGAGAGGCCUUAUAAACGAAUGGAUAAAACUGACAACGUGAUGAUGGAUAACAUGAAACCAAAGCAUGAGUCUAAAAGCAGUAACAUUUGCCACCUUGACUGGACAAAGCUGUUGGAUACUGAUGAAAAUGCAGUGUCCCAAGAACAGGAUGGGACAGAACCAGAAUCAAAAAGAGAAUCAGCGUGCACCAACAAGAGCCCUUUGUCAGAACCCAACACCCCAUUCUCAAAAUCGCAAGUUAAAAAGGUCACAGACAGUUCAUCUGGAAGUCUCUUUGUUUCUGCCAUGUCUUCCCCAAGCACUGACUCACUAGCAUUAUCUCCAGUUGAUGCAGUAAUGAGUCCCCCAGCUGACUCAAGUAUGUUCUCUUUUAGUAAAGACAGAGGUUUGCAGGAAGUCACUGAGCAAGUUUUUGGGAACAUAAAACGUAAAUAUGGAAGAAAAGACCAAAUGAAGGCUUCGACCACGCAUAAUUUAGGCCUUCAGUGGGACAAAAAGAUGGACAGAAAUACUGAAAACCAAGAUAAUGCUAAGGAGAAACAACCAUACAACACUGAUAAAAGUGAAUUUGAAACCGUGGAGUCUGAAAAGUCAAGCAGUAAGCCGGAUGUUGAUAAUAAGACAACAUCAAGUUGUGGCACUCAUCAUGCAGGUGAAUCUAAGAGUAAAAAGCGAAGAAACAGAAAAGUAGGUGACGAUAACAACUUAUCUGAUGCACAAACCACACAGCAAGCUGAGAAGAUUGAUAAAACACACCAAGGUAGCACAAAACCUAAAAUGACAAAGAAAAUAGAAUUCAGUGCACCAAAACAAUUUGGUGUAAAGUUACAGGAGAUUGAGGAAGACCGUGCUGAGAAAGUGACUGAUGAUGUCGAGAUGUUUCAGAAUAGACCAAGGAAAACACCAGCUGGGAGACAAAGAUCAGUGAUUGAUGCCGACAAGCAAACAGAGGGCAGGCAAUCAAAGGUCAAGGACAGGUGGUCUUAUUUAAAAUCCCAGAACUCCUCUCUUCAUAAAGACUUGAAUCAGUCUCUGUCCAUCGAAGAGCCACCCUCUGCCUUCCCUAUUACCCCAUCCAGCCCACUCUACACAAACACAAACAGUUUGACAGUCAUUACUCCAGUGAAGAAGAAACGUGGCCGGCCCAAAAAACAGCCGUUACUUACUGUGGAGACGAUUCACGAGGGAACUGCAACAAGCCCUGUUAGCCCUAUAGCCCAAGAUUCAUCCAGCACUUUAAAAAGGAGAAAGAAGCAUAACUUGUCGAAAUUGGUGCAGUUGGCCUUCAACAAAUCCCCUCCGGCACAGCAAUUAAAACUCAAGAAAUCAGGUCAAGAAGGUGUCCUUAAAAAGAGGGCACCUAAGAAAAUGAAACUGGUCAAGAUGCAAAACAUUUUGAAUGAACUUUUGACAACUUCUAGUCCUGGCAAUCUUGCCUUGAAGUCCAGUGUUCCAGUUUCAAAUGCCAUGUCGACUGUGGCAUCGACAAUCGAGGCCCGUUUUGGCAAGCAAAUCAAUGUCAGCAAGCGUGGGACUAUUUACAUAGGCAAAAAGCGGGGAAGAAAGCCCAGAAUUAAUCUUCAUACCCAGCAAAAUGAGCACAAAGCCAGUGAUAAGCACUCGUUGCCUAUUUCUAGUCCAUUUGAGAACCCACUAGUGCCUUCUAAUAUAUCAUCCACAACCGGAAUGCCUUCUCCCAGGGUCAUGCAUUCCCUUUCUUCUCCCUCUGCAGCAGGUGGGACGUCUCACCCUGCCACCAUGGAUACCAGCCAGCAUGACCUGAAGACAAUGCCAAAUCUACAGCCUAUCAGUGCAUUGCCCACAAAAACGUAUAAGGGCUUGCUUAGUAGUAACUGGAAGCUGUCUCCCCCAAGACUAAUGGCCAACUCACCAUCCCACCUGUCCGAAGUGGCUUCCGUCAAAGAAGUCACCCUAUCUCCAGUUAGCGAGUCCCACAGUGAAGAGACAAUCCCUAGCGAUAGUGGAAUUGGCACCGACAACAACAGCACAUCAGACCAGACCGAGAAAGGCCCGGCAUGCCGCCGAAGAUACUCAUUUGAUCUUUGCAGUUUUGAUGCCACUGAGACCGCUGUUUUAGAGGCAAAAAGCAAAGCAGUGAGGGGGCACUUCCAGAAGCAUAUGACUGGAGUCGCUGUGGAAAACUUCUUUGCUCAAGAGAGCCUGAAGAAGCAGAAACAUCGGAGGAAACGCAAGGUGCUCCAGAGCCAGGAUGACCUGCAGUUUAUGGCUGACCUAGAGGAGCUGGUUAGCAAAUUCCAGUUGUUCCGAAUCUCCCACCGCAGCUACAAGUUCUACCAUGAGAAUUCCUAUCCCAGCAUCUUCCGUCUUAACUUUGACCAAUACUAUCCUAUGCCAUACUAUCCCUACGACCCUGUGCACUAUAUUCGCAGGAGCUCUGAUAAGUCAAAGAGGAGGCGUGGUCGGCCAGCCAAGUCAAACGAGCCAAUAUCAAAGAUGCCUUUCAUUCAAGGGUUUGGCUGCCCAGUGCCUGGUGGCAAUUACUAUGCACCCUACGCGAUGCCUUACACAUCCAUGCCUCUUGCCACAAGUAUGGUAAACAUGGGCUAUUAUGGUCAGUACCCUUCACCCUUGUACUUAUCUCAUGCACUUGGACCUUCUGGCUCUCCACUCAUGAGGCCAUCAGUCCCUCCACCAAAGUUCCACCCUGGUACGUCCUCUAGUCUCGCUGCUCCUAGCAGACAUAGAGCGAAGAAUAUGCCACAUGAGAUGCCUUCAUCUAGAAUGAGUGACUCCCAUCACCCUUCAAGCAGCUGUUUGGGAAGUGUCUGUCUCCACAAACGCAAGCACAAGCACAAGUACAAACAUAAAGAGGAUCAGUACAUCCCACAGAGGGAGGACCUCGGAGGGCUCUUCAGUGGAACCCAGAGUCCUGCCUUCCUCAACCUCUUGAAUGAGAGACUUGAGAAGAACUCUCUGUCCAAACUGAAGGACAAGCAAAGAGGCAAGCAAGUCACAGAUGCUUUGCCAGAAACUUCACGGAACUACUUUGAAGUAGACACGCUUUCAUCAUUGUCCUUAUCUGACUCUCAGCUUUGUAAACGCACUCAAGGACAGACACUGAACAACUUCCUGAACAUCUGCACUAGACAACCACACGAGCGCCUGCGAGCCAGCCAGGAGCAGUCGCUGGACUCAUUCAAGGGGCAGCACUUAGGGGAUGAUGAGUCUAGCAUUCACAUCAGGAGGCAUAGCUCGGAGGACUUUUCAGCAUUCAGAGAAGGAAGCAUGGUGCCUUUCCAAGGAGGCAGAGAAGAGAGGGCCGAGCAGAUGUACCAGUGCUCCAACACAGCUGUAUCAGAUCCCAGUUCCCACAAGAGGAGGCACAAGUGCAAAGAAGUUGAAGAGAUCCAGUGUGACGUGCAAAAAAUGUGUACCUUCUCCAAGAUCCUCACCACCAAGAAGAACCUGGAUCAUGUCAACAAGAUUCUGAAAGUCAAGAGGCUUCAGAGGCAAGCCAAGACAGGGAAUAACAUGGUGAAGAGACGCAGAGGGAGGCCGAGGAAGCAGCCGCUUUCUCUUGAGGAGGGAUUGCUGGGUCAGAUGCCAGUUCUAGAAAAGUGUGUGGAUCUUCCAGGGAAGAAGAACCUUCACACUGGUCUGGUUCCUGCUCAGCUUGAGUUCUCCAAUCACGACUCCAUCACAGAUGCCAUUGAGUCAGUGGUACACAUGGCCAGAUCCCAAACCAACUGGCACAAAGCUCAGCCGGAGCUCCAAAUCGAGCACCCAAACCGCAAAGGAAGAGGGCACAAGAGAGAAGAAGCUACUCUCACCUCACAUUAGAGAAGUCAUGACAGUGCACUGUGAGUUAGCCUUGUGCUUGGGUCUUUGUAUCGUUUUUUCAAAUUGUUUUGAUCUCAAUUCUACUGACACAUUUUAAUGGGCAUUCGCUGAGAACUUGGAUCAUGGUUGUGGUCUAAAAAAAACUCAGCUUUUGGUUUGUACGAUUCUGUCCCACAUUUUUUUAUUGGUCUCAAGGAGACAAAGUGAACUUUUACUCUCCCAAAGCCCAUAACCAUGAAGACUUUGAAACUAUGGCUGUAGCCAUAAUGUACCAGCACAUGUAAAUGAACUUCAAUGACAGUACUGUGCACUUUUUUUCUUUCUCUUUUUCGUUUCACUCAAGCACAAAGCACAGGUCUUCUGGCAAAGGUUGAUUUCGAACAACAGGUCACCAGUAACUCACUGCUAACACAUGCUUACAUAGGCUUGCCUGCGCUCAGGUGUGUUUCAGGCAUGAACUAAUGGCAAUACUUUUGGAUCAAACUCUUUUGAUGGCUAUAUUUUCACUGUACAUAGCAACAUAUUCUACUAACAUUUCAAAUUCCAAGUAUUUUAGAUCUACCUAUAAUGUCAGCAUAUUAAAUCAAAAACCAUAUCAAGUUUGACUUUUUUUUCUUUCUGUUUUUAACCAAAUAGAAGAAAAAAGCUUGUUCAAAUGGAAAAACGAAACCUAUUUAGUCAUGUAAUCUUUACGAAGUGGAAUCAUUGCAGAUCGAAGGCUUGUUGAGACAGAGGACAUCAAAACACAUGCCAGUAGUUCACAACAGGCUCAAUGAAAAAUGCUACGGUUGCAUUUAAAACCAACAGAGCACUUAUUUCUUUCCUCUUUGUUUUUGUAGAACACGUUUGAGUGGGCUUGACAGUUUCAUAGUUGUUGUUUUUUUUUUUUUUUGCUUUAAAUUCGCAUCUGGAUGGUAUUUUCGUUAUUCAAGUCGCCUUCUCCAGAGUCUCUUUGAGAAUGCGCCUGCUCUUGUUAACUAAACAAUAAUAGUAUGUCUAUAUACCUGUCAGUAUUACAUAUCCAUAUGACCAAAGUUUCAGUGUAGUCGUGUAUCAUAGAAUAGAUCGGUUUCAGUUUAGCUGCUUGUGUAUAUUACUAUGAAUGGUGUGCUUAUUCGUAGUUUUUGAGAAAAAAACAGGGGGAAAAAACCGGAAUGUACACUGAAGACUAUUUAGGUGAACGUCCUGAACAUGGGACAUCACAAACUAAUCAAAUACAUGUCCUGUUUUAGACUCGAGUUACAAUGAUACAACGAUUUGGAAUCGGGAUAGAUUUGAAUGUGGCCCGAAUUUGAAUAGCUUUCCAUUUUUUUAAUGAUUUCUUGGUUUUUCCAUAUAUGUGCCUUAGGUUUGUCUAUAAAUCCAUAACGGUCAAGAUAUCAGUCUAGAAUGCCCUGGUUGUAUUGUGUUCAUCAUCUCGGUACACCUUCACCGGUCUCGCUACAGUAUAAUAUAGGCUUCAUUUCGACUAUAUACGUAUAUGUAAAUGCAUACAGUUCAGUGAGCAGACAGCACAUCUAUACACCUGCAGACAUUCAAAAUCUCUCUCUAACCAAACCCACGCAGGGUUGUUAACAUGAAUACAUGCUUAUUUACUAUGCAUCAGGUUAUUGCUGUGAAUCCACUGACGCAUAACUCUUUGGCAUCGACUCUUUUGUAAGCUUUCUGUUAAAUGAAGUGGUCUUACUGAAAUUUGAAGCCUGAACCGUUCAAAUGAAUCUGACUAUCAUUUCUCUUUGCAAUUCUAGUCAUUGUCUAUGGGAGCGAAAUCAGCCUCUAAGCUGUGCAGCCUUAAUCAGAUCUUCAAUUCAACAAGUUGUCCCUGUAAAUAGUCUACCGUCUGUAGGUUGCUGUAUUAGCUGUGUGAAUCAUGCCUAAGAGUCAUGUCAAUAUGUUGCACUCACAGUUGUCCAAAGUAGGACACAUAUUGUGGCUGAAACAUGCCAUGAACCAUUCUGUCCUUGUGAAAACCUGCAGUGCGUUAAAGCUAAAUAAAAAAUAAUAUAUGCCGGCAGCUAUUUGCCUCAGCCAGUUGUACUGGACCUUGUGUAGGAUGCGUCCAUUGCACUGGUUCCACUAAACACCUGCGAACAUUGCCAAAAAUGUUGACUUUUUAUUAUUAGUGCUUUAAGCACAGACAGCUAUGUUUUAACACAAAAUGUACACCGUAGCAGUUUUCUGAAACAUGAUUAUAAAAAGUUAGUCAAACAUGGCUUUGGUAUCAAGGCCUGGCAGCUCAAAUAUGCUCGGCUUCUAUGGUUUUAAAAUGCCAGAUAUAUUUUCUCCACCAGCUGAUAAGUGGUGCCUUGUGAAGUUAAGUGUAUUUUUUUAUGUUUCUGCUUCUAAAUGACAAUUAGUGUCGAGUCAAUAUUAGCGAGGUCACCGAGAGAAUGUCAUCCACGUAUUUUAGUUUGUAUCGCUCUUAAUGAAGUUAUAAUGCAAGUGAAGUGUUAAUCAAAAGUCAUAUUUCUAACGAGGACAGAACAGAAACUCUAAAUUCAGACACAUGGUGUUAUGACAAUUUGGAUGUCUGUAUCUGCAUGCUCCAUUUGAUUGUAUGCAUACAAAUUUUGAAGAAGUCAAGCAGUACUGAAUAUCCGUUUGAAUGAGAUCUUAUACAUCAUAUGUUUUUUUUUUUUUUGUAAUGGAUUUUAAAUUCAUAGAUCAUUUUGUAAAUUGUAUGGAUAUUACAAACAGCAAAUAAUGGACGUAUAUAGAAAAUAAUUAAUACUGAUAUACGCAAACAUAUGCAUUGUACAUAGAAUGUAUGUAUACACAUUCAUGUUUUGUGUAACUGUGCAUACAGACAUGUUUAUAAAUACAAGUACUAGCCUGUACAUAUGUACAUACAUAUAAGCUUGCAUGUGUUUGGUCAUGUCUGCUGCUCAUGAUCUUGUAGUUUUAUUUUUUUAUUUCUUCUUUUUCUUAUUGUAAAGCUCAUUUUGUGCAGCCAUCUCCGGUGGAGCAGUACUAAGCACUUAAAAUACAGUUGAUCUUGUUCAUGUCAUUCAUUGUGCAAAAAAAAUACAAAAUAAAUAAAUGAAUUUAUCGAGAGCUCA
Messenger RNA from Carassius gibelio (silver crucian carp), 8080 nucleotides. RefSeq names its product SET-binding protein. Gene Ontology annotation, molecular function: DNA binding. Bases 723 to 5021 code for a protein of 1432 amino acids. The record is from RefSeq and is a predicted model, not a curated record. NCBI's taxonomy places the organism in Eukaryota, Metazoa, Chordata, Actinopteri, Cypriniformes, Cyprinidae. The transcript has 4 exons.